Molecule: messenger RNA, 267 nt
Organism: Closterium sp. Naga37s-1
Lineage: Eukaryota; Viridiplantae; Streptophyta; Zygnematophyceae; Desmidiales; Closteriaceae
Source: the annotation of a GenBank genome assembly
AACGCUGCUGCUGCUGGCGCUGGCCACCGCCAAAGCCUCCGCGCUGCACAGCGCCACCCCAAACAGCACCACCGCCGCCGCCACCCCCACUGCCGCCGCCGCCGCCGCCUCCACCUCCACCACCGCCACCGAAGCCCCCACUCCCACCUCCACCCCCGCCUAAACCCCCACCCCCUCCACCACCUCCACCGCCACCACCGCCGCCCCCGCCGUCCCCUCCACCACCCUUGCCCCCCUUGCCCUUGCCGCCGCGGCGCCUCCCACUAG